This is a messenger RNA of Triticum turgidum subsp. durum (durum wheat), 1059 nucleotides long. Lineage: Eukaryota; Viridiplantae; Streptophyta; Magnoliopsida; Poales; Poaceae. The record is from the annotation of a GenBank genome assembly.
AUGUGCGUGGAGGGAUUCGAGGACGCGCAGAUCGAGAGGCCGGCGGAUUUCGCGAUGGAGAGAGUCUGUGAAAACACAGUGUCCAUUGAUUUCAAGCAAGCCAAGAUGGUGGCUGGGAUUGGAGAGAGCUGGCACAAUUUUAUCCCAGCUAUCCGAUCAGGGGAUUGGUCUGACAUUGGUGGCCGUGAUUACAUGGAAGAUGCGCAUGUCUGCAUCCCCAACCUAGCCAAGAACUUUGGGUACAACAUGGUGGAUGAUGAAGUUAUUUCCUUCUAUGGGGUGUUUGAUGGACAUGGUGGAAAAGAUGCCGCACAGUAUGUUCGCGACAACUUGCCACGGGUCAUCGUGGAAGAUGCUGCUUUUCCUCUUGAGCUCGAGAAGGCAGUCAGGAGGUCGUUUGUGCAAACUGACAGUCAGUUUGCAGAGAAGUGCUCUCUACAGGAUGGGCUUUCUUCUGGAACAACUGCACUUACAGCAAUGAUUUUUGGGAGGUCUCUUCUGGUCGCAAAUGCUGGUGAUUGCCGAGCGGUCCUCUCCCGGCGCGGCGCCGCAAUCGAAAUGUCCAAGGACCACAGGACCUGCUGCCUGAAUGAAAGAAAGCGGGUCGAAUCCCUAGGCGGCUACGUUGACGACGGCUAUCUGAACGGCCAGCUAGCGGUCACCAGAGCGCUGGGUGACUGGCACCUCGACGGCCUGAAGGAGAUAGGCGAGCCGGGAGGCCCGCUGAGCGCAGAACCGGAGCUCAAGAUGAUCACGCUGACCAAGGACGAUGAGUUCCUCAUCAUCGGCAGCGACGGCAUCUGGGACUACUUCUCCAACCAGAACUCGGUGGACUUUGCGCGGCGGAGGCUCCAGGAGCACAACGACCUCCGGCGGUGCUGCAAGGAGAUCGUGGAGGAGGCGAUCCGGCGGGGCGCCACUGACAACCUGACGGCGGUCAUGGUCUCCUUCCACCAGGAGGCCCCUCCCCAGAUCAGGGUGAACAGGGCGGGCAGGGUCGAGCGGAGCAUCUCGGCCGAGGGGCUCCAUAGCCUCAGGGUGCUCCUGGAAGGCCAGUGA